AUGUCCGCCAUUGAGUGUCUUUACUCACAAUCCAUCGCAGACAAACUACAGAACGUCAUGAGCAACGUCAGCGGGGCGGCCACUGGAGCGUACAGCGGAAAGUCGGCUCUUCUGCUCGGUGCUGGAUUUGUCACUCGCCCAACCGUAGACGUCCUCGCAAAGUCAGGCGUCAAGGUCACAGUAGCGUGCCGUACUCUCGAGAAGGCACAGAGCCUGGCCAAGGGCAUCCCAAACACCAACGCCAUUAGCCUCGAUGUCAACGAUGCCGACGCCCUCGAUGCCGAAGUCGCCAAAGUCGACGUAGUUAUCUCCCUCAUUCCCUACACCUACCACGCCACCGUCAUCAAAUCUGCGAUCCGCAAGAAGAAGAAUGUCGUCACAACAUCUUACGUCUCGCCCGCGAUGAUGGAGCUCGAUGCUGAGGCAAAGGAGGCCGGAAUCACCGUUAUGAACGAGAUUGGUGUAGACCCAGGUGUCGACCAUCUCUCGGCCGUCCUCACUAUCGACGAAGUCCAUAAAGCCGGUGGCAAGAUCCUGUCCUUCAAGUCAUACUGCGGUGGCCUACCCGCGCCCGAGAACUCAGACAACCCGCUCGGCUACAAGUUCAGCUGGAGUUCCCGUGGAGUUUUGCUUGCGCUAAGGAACCAGGCCAAGUACUACCAAGAUGGUCAGAUCAAAGAAGUCGAGGGCCCGGAACUGAUGGCUGAAGCUAAGCCAUACUUCAUCUAUCCUGGUUACGCUUUCGUCGCGUACCCGAACCGUGACUCAACUCCGUACAAGGAGCGCUACAACAUCCCUGAGGCACAGACCAUUAUCCGUGGUACUCUGCGGUACGGAGGUUUCCCAGAGUACAUCAAGUGCCUUGUCGAUAUUGGUUUCUUGUCUGAAGAACCCAAGGACUUCCUCAAGGAGGGCGAGAAGCGCACAUGGCGCGACGCUACGGCCAAGAUCAUCGGCGCAUCAAGCGACAAGGAUGAGGAUCUCAUCUGGGCCAUCUCCUCCCGGACAAAGUUCGCCAGCACUGAAGAGAAGGACCGCAUUAUCACAGGCCUCCGCUGGAUCGGUCUCCUCUCUGACGAGGAAAUCACUCCUCGUGGCAACCCUCUUGACACGCUCUGCGCUACUCUCGAGAAGAAAAUGCAGUACGAGGAGGGCGAGCGUGAUUUCGUCAUGCUACAGCACAGGUUCGAAAUCGAGAACAAGGACGGCAGCAAGUCAGUUCGCACAUGCACACUGGCUGAAUACGGCGACCCAAAGGGUUACUCAGCCAUGGCCAAGUUGGUCGGUGUACCCUGCGCGGUUGCCGUACAGCAGGUGCUUGACGGAACUCUGAGCGAGAAGGGUAUCAUAGCACCUAUGAGCCCAGAGAUCUGCGCGCCAUUGAUGAAGACGCUCGAGGACAAGUAUGGCGUUGUUUUCAAGGAGAAGACUGUCCCCUUGUAA
Messenger RNA from Pyrenophora tritici-repentis Pt-1C-BFP, 1443 nucleotides. Its product is annotated as LYS9, Saccharopine dehydrogenase. Gene Ontology annotation, molecular function: saccharopine dehydrogenase activity. Gene Ontology annotation, cellular component: cytoplasm. The record is from RefSeq and is a predicted model, not a curated record. NCBI's taxonomy places the organism in Eukaryota, Fungi, Ascomycota, Dothideomycetes, Pleosporales, Pleosporaceae.